AUGUCCAGUAAACCAGAAGAAGAAGAAGAAAAACAAGAAAAGAAAGAAGAUAAACAAGAAACGGCAGCUUUAGAAGAACCAGCAUUACCACCUGAAGUAGAUGCUUUUUUUAAAGGUAAAAACAAGUAUAAACAUCCAUAUGGUGAUUGGAAGCCUGUUGUCAAAGUAGAUUCAUCAAAACGGAAAACAUUGAGUGAUCAACUUGAUUUACCAGCAGAUAAUUGGCAUCUACCUGAAAAUCAACCUGCACCGGUAAUAUCAGAAAUAAAAGAUGAGUCUCACGUCAAAUUGACAUUUAAAGAACGGGAAAUACCUGGAAUAUCAUCAAGUUUAUCAUCAAAAACAAGCGAAGGAGUCGUAUUCAAGAAACGAAAAGCGGCCUCAAAUCGGCAAUUGCGUGGCUCGGCUAGCAAACAUGAUUAG
Molecule: messenger RNA, 423 nt
Organism: Rotaria socialis
Lineage: Eukaryota; Metazoa; Rotifera; Eurotatoria; Philodinida; Philodinidae
Source: the annotation of a GenBank genome assembly